This is a messenger RNA of Anoplopoma fimbria (sablefish), 963 nucleotides long. It is a transcript of the gene calca, whose product is annotated as calcitonin/calcitonin-related polypeptide, alpha. The record is from RefSeq and is a predicted model, not a curated record. The transcript is spliced from 5 exons. Lineage: Eukaryota; Metazoa; Chordata; Actinopteri; Perciformes; Anoplopomatidae. Bases 61 to 441 code for a protein of 126 amino acids. Gene Ontology annotation, molecular function: hormone activity; calcitonin receptor binding. Gene Ontology annotation, cellular component: extracellular region.
ACAAGUGAGACUAUCAUUUCAUUUCUUUAUUACUCAAAGAUUUAUUAUCUCACGGGAAUCAUGAUAAUGCUGAAACUCUGGAGUCUCCUUCUUGCCUAUGCGCUGAUCAGUUGCCAGAUGUACGUCUCACAGGCAGCUCCAUCCAGAACUAGUAAGGAGUCAAUGUCAGAUGUAGUCACACUAUCGAGUGAUGAUGCCGAAAGGUUACUCAGAGCUUUCAAGGAGUUCAUGCAGAUAACUUCAGAUGAGCAAGACCACCAACCAGGUGAUGGAAACAGUAAUGCAACAGUACAGAAGCGGGGAUGCAACACAGCCACCUGUGUAACCCACCGCUUGGCUGACUACCUGAAUCGGACAGGAGGACUGGGACACAGCAACUUUGUUCCCACCAAUGUGGGCGCCCUGGCGUUUGGCAGACGGAAGCGGCGCGGCCCUGUGUGAGCACAAGACCAGAUACAUGGACCGAGUGCCCCCUUUGAGUGACAAAACUGCAUCAUCAGCUACCUGCAAACACCUGGAAACCUGAACAUAUUCAGAAGCCAAUAUUCACAAACAUUGACUGAUCUCUUGUUUUCAGAAAGUUGUCAGUAAUCAUUCUUUGUCCGUGCUUAAAAACAGAGAAAUAACUAGCACUAGUGUCAUCGUCAUCAAGGAAAGAAAACUUAACUGAACUUAACUUAAAGAUUUUUCCUUUGCUUAGAGGAAUGACAAUGUGUUUUCUCUGUCUUUGCUUGUAUUCUAUUAUUCUGACCUGUAUCUGCAGAACUGUGAGGCGAUCUGUAAGUCUGAUAUUGAAUGUCUGCACUACCUACAAAAAAUUCAACCACUAUGGCUGUCUUGUGCCUUGAUGUAACACCUCAUUAGAUUUCAAAAUAGUGCAUAAUGCAAGGGUGAAAAAUGUACUCAUCAUUCUAAAUAUUGUAACAAUUGUGAAUUGAAAGCAGGAAUAAAUUGUAUUUUAGC